CUAUUGAUAUAGAUAAAAUUAAGCGAAACUGAACUACUGAAAAACUAAAUUUAGUACUUGUACUACAUUAAGGCACGUUUUAAUCAUCCCAGUGGAAUUAGAUAAUAUAUUAUUUCUUAUAUUAUUAUUUUUAUUUAUCUUUUAAGGAGGGGCGCGUCGGCUUAACGUUUGCAUGUUAAAGUACAACUUUACGAGAUACACACAAACGCAGCACACAACAACCCCAAGUGAGAAUUCAUUCAUCAUGAGCUUCAUGCUGUCAAGCUAGCCGUUGUAUUUACGCGGGGCGUGUAAAAUAAAUAAUAAGUGGACAGUAAUGCCAUUUGUAGAGCAUCGCCAGUAUCUGUAAAGCCGCAAUAUCUGCGGCUGGAUGAUUUCUAAGUUGAGCGACACUUUCCUGCGUGUUGUACUGGGAACUCACGUCUCGUGUUAUGGGAGAGACACGGAGGUCAGACGAACGGUGGACUGUCAACAAUAAUGUCCGAGUAAAACGAGACUGCUGCUGCUGCUUGGCCAGCUGUAUGUUAAUCUUCUAGCACUGAUCAGCGUAAAAUUGAAUCAUGCCUGGGAAACUCAAGGCCAAAAUUGUGGCAGGGCGCCACUUGCCUGUGAUGGACAGAGCCAGUGACCUUACUGAUGCUUUCGUAGAGGUCAAGUUUGGAAAUACAACCUUCAAAACGGAUGUCUGUCCCAAAUCCCUCAAUCCACAAUGGAACUCGGAGUGGUUCAAAUUUGAGGUCGAUGAUGAGGACCUGCAGGAUGAGCCGUUGCAGAUCACAGUAUUGGACCACGACACUUACAGUGCUAAUGAUGCCAUAGGGAAAGUUUACAUUGACAUUGAUCCGCUGCUUUACAGUGAGGCUGCUUCUGUCAUCUCUGGCUGGUUUCCCAUCUAUGAUACCAUCCAUGGAAUUCGAGGGGAAAUAAACGUCAUUGUUAAAGUGGAGCUCUUCAACGAUUUGAACCGUUUCAGACAGUCUUCAUGCGGGGUCAAGUUUUUCUGCACCACAUGUAUUCCACAGUGCUACAGGGCAACUUUGGUGCACGGCUUUGUUGAGGAACUUGUGGUAAAUGAAGAUCCAGAGUACCAGUGGAUUGACCGUAUCAGAACUCCCAGGGCCUCCAAUGAAGCGCGACAGCGGCUCAUCUCUCUCAUGUCUGGAGAACUACAGAGAAAAAUAGGACUUAAAGUGCUGGAGAUGGGUGGGAAUGCAGUAGUGGGCUACUUGCAGUGUUUCGACCUGGAAGGAGAGUCGGGCCUGGUGGUCCGGGCCAUAGGUACCGCCUGCACGCUGGACAAACUCAGCUCUGGAAGUGCCCCUAACACCAACACACACAUGCACCCAAACACAGCUCCUGCUUCCAAUGCCUGCAAUUCCCCCUCUAAAGAUGGAAAGGAGCCGGUAUUUGUUGAGGAUCUGCCCUCGUCCUCCGGCCCGCCAACCCCUUUCAGAGCCCUUCCCACCUCCUCCUCCUCUCCUCCCCCCUUCUCUCCCUCCAAGCCAUGCAGCCGCCAGUCCUCAUCAUCAGACACAGACCUCAGUUUGACGCCCAAGACGGGAAUGGGCAGUGGAGGCAGCGCCGGGAAGGAGGCGGGACCUCUGAGGACCCUCCUCAGACAACAGACACAGACAGCUCUUGAGCAGCGGGAGUUCCCCUUCUUCACCUUGAUGUCGUUCCCUCCUGGGUUUCUGCUUCAUGUUGGUGGAGUGGUCAGCGCUCGAUCUGUCAAAUUACUGGAUCGGAUACACAACCCCGAUGAGCCGGAGACUCGCGAUGCCUGGUGGGAGGAGAUUCGCCAGGAGAUCAAAUCUCAUGCCAGAGCUCUCGGUUGCCAUGCAGUUGUAGGGUACAGUGAGAGCACAAGCAUCUGCGAGGAGGUGUGUAUUCUGUCCGCAUCUGGCACAGCAGCCAUCUUGAAUCCUCGGUACAUGCGUGAAGGCUGCCUGGACAUCGGUUGCACCGACCACAGGUUUGAGGAUCCAUCGCCACCGAGCUGUGGCUUCUGUCACAUCCCGUACGAUGAGCUCAACAUGCCCUUUCCUGCACAGCUCACCUAUUGUUACCACUGUAGACGACAAAAGGUUCCUGAUGUGCUCUUCACAACAAUUGACCUGCCAUCAGAAGCAGCUGUUGCAGGAAAAGGCUGCCUUAUCCAGGCCAGGCUGUGUCGUCUAAAGAAGAAAGCCCAGGGAGAAACGAAUGCAACGGCCAUCUCUAACCUGCUGCCUUUCAUGGAAUAUGAGCUACACACUCAGCUGAUGAACAAGCUGAAACUGCGGAGCAUGAACGCGCUGUUUGGCCUGCACAUACAGAUCAGUGUUGGCGAGAACAUGCUCCUGGGUCUGGCUUCUGCUACAGGUGUGUACCUGACAGCUCUACCUGCUCCAGGGGGUAUCCAGAUAGCAGGGAAGACUCCAGGAGACUUGAGCAACGAGCAUAUAUCAUCCAUUCAGAAAAGGAUUAAUGACACCAUAGCUGUGAACAAAGAGCUCUAUCAAAUAAAUCCUCCGAAAUUAUUUGCCCUGGACCCUGAGGUGUUCUGCGGCAUAAACAUGGAGCUUGCAGAGGAAGGGGUGGGCUCUCCAAUCCCUGAGCCAAGGCAUCGAUCCAGACUUUUUCGCUCCCACUCGGAAAGCUCAGACGAACUAUCAGAACUGGAUCUGUCCCACGGCAAAAAGGAUGCCUUCGUCCUGGAGAUUGAUGACACCGAUGCCGUGGAGGAUAUCCACUCCCUCCUGAUCGAUGCACCUCCCCCCACAGGUUUCUACAGCUGCAACACUGAAAACAUGCCUGGGAUUUCUAACUGGACUUCAGGAGUACAGAUGUUUACAUCAGUGAGGGUUUUGAGGUUGAGCAAUGCCAAUCUUACUAACCAAGGCUUAAACAAGAUCUUCACUGACCUCUGUGAGAACCUGCUGAAGAGUUUUUACUUCAAGCUGCGCUCUAUGAUCCCCUGCUGUCUUUGUCAUCUCAACUUCACCGUAGCAGUGCCAGAAGAAGAGCUCAUACAGGUCACAGUGACAGCCGUUGCCAUGACCUAUGACAAGGAACAGACUCAGGAGAAGACAGCUGAGAAGCCCAUCAACAAAGGGAGCCUUGAGGCUGAAGAGCAGCUGCAGUUUCCCCUGGAAUUGUGUGCAGACUCGUCCUCUUCCAACAUUCAGACAGCAUCCAAAAUCUCAGGUGUCGCAGAAAGUACCAACAUCUCACCCAGAGCUGCCUCCGUUGAUUACGGUUCCUUUGCAGACAGAUGCAGCACCUGGCUAGAGCUGCUUAGGCUGAAAGCUCACACCAUAAGACGAGGAUCAGUUAAGACAAGUAGGAGGACACAGUCUCUAGCACACUCUGUCUCAUCUUUGGAGCGCUGCAGUCCGCUUCAAGAGGGACGUUCCCGCUCGCUGCGCUCCAGUCGCUCAUUUGGAGGCAGUUCGGUAACGGUGGUGAAGAUGACGCCGCUCUCCUUCCUUCCCGGGAUACGCAUCAUUAAAUACCUUGGCAUUAUCAACAUGUUUUUUAUCAGAGAGACGACAUCAUUACGGGAGGAAGGCGGUGUUAGCGGCUUCCUUCACUCAUUCAUUGCAGAGGUGUUUGCGAUGGUUCGAGCCCAUGUAGCGGCCCUCGGCGGCAAUGCAGUUGUGUCUUACAGCAUGAAAGAAUGUGUGUUCAUGGAAAAUCCAAAUAAAAAUCAGGCUCAGUGUCUCAUAAAUGUAAGCGGUGAUGCGGUUAUCUGCAUCAGCGAAACAGACCAGGAGUCCUCAGCAUCAACGGCAAAUACUGGACAGACCGGUGGCGGUGGAACCGAUGGGGCUACAUGACAAUGACACUUUCCCGGAUUCUGGCUCCAAGAAACACACACUAAGUCAACACACUUUAAGUCUAGCCGUCCAAAUCUGACUGACAUAUGUUUGCCUUAAAACUCUAUAAAAGAUCCAAAGGCUUGGACACAGUGAAUAAAGAACCAUUGCUCAAGCAUGCAAAGCAAUCUGUAUUAAUAUAGGAGUGUGGGAUGUUUCUCUUUGUUUAAAGUGGACAUUUUGCAGGACAUAUUAUGGAAUUUCAAAGUAUUUCAAAACAUUUAAUUUAAAACCAGCCAAACGACUCCUUACACUCAACCUUCAUAUUAAAGCCGUCCAUGCUGGGGUCACUCACAGCCACGGUAUAUCGGUCAUCCGGUCGGGUAAGAGUAAGGCAGCUAUGACUGAUUUGUCCAUCCACAGAUCACCGAUGUCACUCGAUGACUGAAGGAAAAGGGAUACAAGCUAAUGAUUUUAAAACGCAGUCAAAUUCUUACUCACUUAUUUCAUCCCAUGUGUUGAGCACUGAGUGAACAGAUUAUGCAUCAGGCAAGACAAGUGAUUAAAUUUUAAAUGAGUGGUGCUCUUUCUUAAAAUGUAGAAAAAUUAGUGUGACGUGGAAGAUUUUGAAGCUAAUUCCAAAGAAUCCAGGCGGACCUGUGAUCCGUUCACUGUUGUCCGGUUUUAAUGUUCUAUGUCUAAACUGGGCUCAUGUUGAAUUUGUUGAGAAUCUUGCUAAUUAGUUUUAAAGUGUUUCUCAGAGGAAGUCCAAAAUUGUUCUGCAAGUGUGGAACGAUGGUGUCACAGCUGUAUUUUUGGGAGGAAUCUCGUGUUACAUGCAUAUAGAUAACACAAGCCAAAAUUACAGGUGUUAUGUGCACAUAUUUUUGUAGAGCAAUAACUCCCUUUAGAAUAGCCAUUACCAUAUAUUCAGUAUAAAGCUAUUUAAAACUAUUAGAUUAUAUUGCUUUAUCCUAAAUUCAAGUGACAUAGCAGGUAUGCUUUUCAUUCACAUGCAACUGGAGUGAGUGGGGAAAUGGUGAUGGGUGUGAUGUCAGAUGAAUAGAAACAAAACUGAUGAGUGGAUAUAAAGCGGGUCUUUGGGAUGUCGUAGCAGGGAUCUUUAAUAGAAUAUAAAGUCUUUGAGGUUGUUUUGAAGUAUUUAAACCUUGAUCUCUGGGUAUCAAAGCAACUGACGUCCUCCUCUUGAUGCAUUUAUCUGUCUGUGUCAAAUUUCACAUACCUUCGCCAAGCUUAAUCGCUGUUUCGUGGGCACUCGUGUUAAUGUUUAGUCUUGCUGCUGAUCUUCUGUGUAUUGUGGCGGGGGUGAAAAGCAGCUACAAGUGUCGGUGCCACCUGAAAACAGACUGUGUAAAUGUUCUAAAAAAAAAAAAAAAAAAAAAAAAAAAUCAGAUUUCUAGUAUUUUUAUAAGUUAAAGAGUCCUACUACUUACUUCAGCUGUGCAAUGAGUUUCAUGAUGUUUUGAGUCACUGUGUCAGAGAAUUAGUGGUACUCUGUUUUGUGUGUGUGAUCAGCUGUUUGUGAUUAGUUUCAUAUGUUUGUGUCUAAAACUUGAAUGUAAAUACUUGGAAGCUUUGGCUUUUUGACUAGCAGCAUGCAGACCCACUUUUUAUUGCCAUGACUCUGUAUGUUUGCCUGAUAAGUCUUGCACAAUAAACCUGAGUCAAAGUGA
Messenger RNA from Oreochromis aureus, 5491 nucleotides. It is a transcript of the gene c2cd5, whose product is annotated as C2 calcium dependent domain containing 5. The coding region runs from base 561 to 3818 and encodes 1085 amino acids. The record is from RefSeq and is a predicted model, not a curated record. Gene Ontology annotation, biological process: positive regulation of vesicle fusion; intracellular protein transmembrane transport; protein localization to plasma membrane. The transcript has 29 exons. Gene Ontology annotation, cellular component: plasma membrane. Gene Ontology annotation, molecular function: calcium-dependent phospholipid binding; calcium ion binding. Lineage: Eukaryota; Metazoa; Chordata; Actinopteri; Cichliformes; Cichlidae.